Messenger RNA from Betta splendens (Siamese fighting fish), 3067 nucleotides. Its product is annotated as ADP-ribosylation factor-binding protein GGA1-like. The coding region runs from base 131 to 2062 and encodes 643 amino acids. Gene Ontology annotation, molecular function: small GTPase binding; ubiquitin binding; phosphatidylinositol binding. The record is from RefSeq and is a predicted model, not a curated record. Gene Ontology annotation, biological process: vesicle-mediated transport; intracellular protein transport. NCBI's taxonomy places the organism in Eukaryota, Metazoa, Chordata, Actinopteri, Anabantiformes, Osphronemidae. Gene Ontology annotation, cellular component: trans-Golgi network. The transcript is spliced from 17 exons.
CCACAGCAGCGACGCGGUGCGCUACGGUGGCGUUUCGCCGCUCGCCCAACAGGGGGCGCCACGCGGUCCUAUCAGUUCACGCGAUGUGUCACAAAAAUCACGCGAUAGUGACACUUAGAAUUCCCGAAAGAUGGCGGCGGCGCCUCCAGAUGAGGCUAGCCUGCAGUCUCGCAUCAACAAAGCCACAAAUCCUCUAAAUACAGAGACUGACUGGGACAGUAUCAAGAGUUUUUGUGAUCAGCUCAACGAUGACCCAGAAGGUCCACAGCUCGCAACCAGACUUCUGGCCCACAAAAUCCAGUCUCCACAGGAGUGGGAGGCUAUGCAAGCGCUCACGGUUCUUGAGACAUGCGUGAAGAACUGUGGGAAGCGAUUUCACAAUGAAGUGGGAAAGUUUCGCUUUCUCAAUGAGCUCAUCAAGGUGGUCUCACCCAAGUAUUUAGGUGCACGGGCUCCAGAGCCAGUGAAGAAGAAGGUUUUUGAAAUCAUGUACAGCUGGACUGUGAGGCUGCCGGAGGAGACCAAGAUAGCAGAAGCGUAUCAUAUGUUGAAAAAACAGGGCAUUGUCAAGCAGGACCCUGCGCUUCCUGAUGAUAAGCCCCUACCACCCCCUCCACCCAGAGCCAAAAGUGCCAUUUUUGAGGAUGAGGAGAAAUCUAAGACACUGUCUCGCCUAUUGAACAGCACCAAUCAGGAAGAUCUAAGAGCGGCAAAUAAGCUCAUUAAGGAAAUGGUCCAGGAGGACCAAAAGCGUGUGGAGAAAGUAUCAAAGCGAGUAAACGCCAUCCAGGAGGUGAAGGAGAGUGUGAGCCUGCUGAGCCAGCUGCUGGAGGGCUACAGCAAGGACAGCUGCUCCCGAAGCAACCAGGAGCUCAUUAAGGAUCUUUACCAGCGCUGUGAGAAGAUGAGGCCUACGCUCUUCCGGUUAGCGAGUGAUACAGAGGAUAACGACGAAGCCUUAGCGGAUAUUUUAGAGGCCAACGACAGCUUAACGCAGGUCAUUAAUCUGUAUAGGCAGCUGGUACAAGGAGAGGAGGUGGCAAAGGAUGGCACAAGCAUGUUCUCACAAGCAGGCAGCAGCGGUUCAGCGCUUGUAGACCUGAUGGAACUGAAUGCAUCAGCCAAUGCAACACAGUCGGACCCAGAGCCCUCCGGUCUGACGCAGAGCGUGGGCCUCAGCCUCCUGGAUGAUGAGCUCAUGUCUCUGGGAUUGAAUGUAACUGAAAAUGGCCAGGCACAGACCACUUCUCAGUCUUCUGACAGCACAGAAUCCUUUGCCACAUCAGCAGCUGCAGUAUUGCUACCGGCUGUGGUCAAAACUCAGCAGGUCCCACCAGCAACCAUAUCUACGGCUCCUCCCAAGCCCAUGGAGGAGCUGGACUUGCUGGGGAAGGCGUUGAUGCAGCAGUCCCUGCCGCCAGAGAGUCAGCAGGUCAAAUGGGAUAAACUCCAGCCUCAAUCCAAAGUCCCUUUAAGAGACCUCCAGGCUAAGUCCAGCACCAAUUCUAGACCUGCUCCAAUCGCAUCCACCUACUCGGAGCAGCCUGACACCCUCCUCCUCUCCAGUCUCAGUCUCACAUCUGGUGAAAAAGGCUCUUGUACUACUCCUGAUCUCUACGACAGCAUCUCCCUGUCUGAUGUUGCUGUACCCCUGGAAACAAUCCAACCUGGCAGCUUAUUACCGGUGACUGUCUUUGAUAAACACAGUCUCCGGGUUUUGUUCACCUUUGCGCGUGACUGUCCUCCAUCACGGCCUGAUGUGCUGGUGGUGAUCAUCUCUAUGUUGUCAUCGGCCCCUAUUCCAGUUACCAACAUCCGCUUUCAGGCAGCUGUGCCCAAGGUGAUGAAAGUAAAGCUGCAGCCUCCCUCCAACACUGAGCUCCCAGCCUUCAAUCCCAUCCUACCUCCAGCUGCCAUCACACAGAUUCUACUUUUGGCUAACCCUCAGAAGGAAAAAGUACGCUUGCGAUACAAACUAACGUUCAACUUGGGGAACAAAUCUCAUGAUGAAUCUGGUGACGUUGACCAGUUCCCAUCUCCAAACACCUGGGGGAACCUUUAAAGAGACGGACCACCCUCCUGUCAUGUGAUCUGCUGCUUCCGUUAGAUUUGUGUUGAACUUGCCCUCAUUGCUGGCAAAGCAGCCUGUUUAGACUUCAUGCAUUCCUGGUUUGGUAACAAACUGACAGGAGACCAGCUGUGGGAGCAAGCUUUGACUUUGUGCCUUCCUGUCCCUUCAUCAAUCUGUUUCCCAUGUUGCUUUGCUUCUUUCUUCAUCUUCAACAAUUCGUAGUCGGUCAAACCGUGGCGCUGACUCUUGGGAGGGCAAGUUUUUACAAAGCAUCCAUGUCAGGUAGCAACAAAUUCAUUAACAGUAUCACUUGCACAAAGUAUCAACUAUGUUUAAUGUUUUUUUUUUUUAUUAUUAUUUUGACCCUAAAACAGUUCAGUGUGAGCCAAAAACCAAAUGAUCCAGGGGACAUACACAAUAGAUGGGUGUUGGUAUUUUAGGUGUUGAAAUUGUUUUGUUUCUGACACAUUGGUGGAAGAUUUGACAAUAGCUGUCCCUUUUUCACGACUAACAUUAAGGUUGCAACUACUGGAAAUUAGCCAUCAGCUGUUCUGUACAUGGGAUUUUUCCAGUCAAAAUGCGCUUCUGUCUUUUCUUAUCAAAGACACUAAUCUGUGCACCUUUUUUAAAAUUUUGCUUUUCAAUUCAGCACUUUUCUUUGUUGUUCACUUUCAGGAGAUUGAGACUUUUGUUCUUUCAGGAUUUGAUACAGCUGGGUUUUUUAAUGCACUUUUGUUUUGAUUUAACAGAUGAAACUAUACUUUGGAUAGUUCCAUUCCCUUUACUUUUUUUGGCUGCCCGUAUACUGUUGAUUGGCCCAAAGACUGACUUGACAUCACUGGCAUCCAAUUGUAUUCUACCACAUGUGCCUGAGGUGAAAUGUUUGAUUUUCUUUUGCCUGGUAUGAAUUUCUGUAUAUGUACAAAUGACCAGUUUCAUGUGCUUACGUCUCUUUGUCAGGAAAUUCUUUAACAAAUUACAUGACAGAGAAAUGGU